GGGUGAAGGGGAGCCACCGGUCCGUUUUCUUCCGCGCUAUCAGUUGAAUCUGAGUAGGAUCGAUCUGAUCGAUCGGUCUAUCUGACUUCGGUCAGUCAGAUUAAAGAGAGUCUGCUGGAGUUCCUCCAGGAAGAUGUUUGUGGUCUUUGUCUUCCUGCUGCGCGUUUCCCAGCAUGCCUCAGGAGUGGAGGUGUAUGGAGGGGACAAAUCUGUCCUGCUGCCCUGCCAGCUUCCCGCUCCAUCUAAAGAGGGUGUAGUUGUGUGGAGACGUAAUGAUUUGAAUCCUGCAAUCAUCCACGUUCUCACCGAGGAAGGUGAUAAUCUUGCAGACCAAAACAAGCAUUACACCAAGAGAACAUCAAUUCAGAUGGAUGCCCUGCAGACCGGAGACCUCAGCCUCACUCUGAGAAACCCUACAUUCUCUGACAGUGGAACCUACACCUGCACCACCCGCAAGCAUGGAGAAAAACUGAACCAGACUGAAGUCCAACUACAGGUCAAAGAACAUACUCCAGUCUGGCCCACAGUUCUCCCAGCAAUCCUGGUUCCUCUGGUUCUCCUGGCUGUUGGCUUUGCUGUUUUCAUGGGUCUUGUAUAUAACAGGAUGAAGAAAACAGCAGUCUGCCAGCUCAAAGUUGUGGAUGUGACAGAGGGGGCAAAAUCUGUCGUGCUGCCCUUCAUAUCCAAAAAAUUGAAGAGUUUGGAUAGUUACAAAGUGGAGUGGAAACAUAUCCAAGACGAUGAAAUGAAGGUUGUAGAUGACCGUAAUCGUACUCAAAAUAAACGUCACCAUGGCGGUACAGAGAUGAAGAAAGACCCAUGGACUACAGGAAACGCCAGCCUGACUCUGAUGAAACCUCGCUGUAGAGAUGGAGGUGUUUACAUUUGCACCAUCUAUGGCAAAGAUGGGAAACCUAUCAAACAGAAAGUAGUGGCACUCUGGGUCAAAGAGGGAUGGCUGAAAACCAUCAGAGGUUUCUGCCGGAGUGCCGGUCAAACAGUGGGGUGAUCUGAAUCAUAAGGUAACUCUGUUUACUGCUCAGUCGGUGCGAUUUAUCUCCUGGUGAAGUGUUUCCAAAUGAAAAUCACAGCAAUGAGUGUCAUUAUGGUUAGAAAUGAAAAGUAACAUUUACAAAUGUGUACAAGUGUGUAUGUGUGUGUGUACACAAAUGUGUGUUUCAGUCAACAAAAUGAAUAUUAAACAGUUUGAAGACAUGAAAGACAAAUGCACACGUCACAACCUGAACUUAUAUUCAGGUUCUGCAGAGCUGAGAGCAUUAAAGUGUCUUUAAACUCGACACAUAAAUGUGACAUGACCCGUGUGUAUCAGUGCGCACUUCAUUUAAAAACCUGUAACUGAAUUAGGGCUGCAGCUAUGGAUUAUUUUAGUAAUUGAGUAGUCUAUCAAUAAUUCCAUUGAUUAAUCUGUUAGAAAAAACUAAACACUUUCAUUGUAUUUAGGGUUACGUGCCUUAUUAAAAUCACAUUAAAAUCACUUUCUUAAAUGCCAAAAUAUAAAUAAUAACAAGUACAGUAAUGUCUGCUAAGGUGCUCUUAUAUUAAGAGGAGACAAAAAAAGUUCUGACAGUAUUUUAGCUCCUGGAUGAAGUAAAUUUGGUGUGUGUGUGUGUGUGUGUGUGUGUGUGUGUGUGUGUGUGUGUGUGUGUGUGUGUGUGUGUGUGUGUGUGUGUGUGUGUGUGUGUUUUGAUGCAAUGCUUCCUGCAGCAGAAAAUAGACAUUCUGAUGUAAAGAUGUUAUUACUCUGUAUAUACACUGCUCAUGUACAUACUCUGCACUAUUCAAAACCCCUGGAGUAUUUUAUUGCACUUCUGUACAUAUACUGCUCCUGUUAUCAUAUGCUCUCUUUUUAUCACUUUUCAAGCACUUCUGGUUAGAUGCAAUCUGCAUUUUGUUGCACUGUACUUUUGAAAUAUGCAAUGAGAAUAAAUUUAAUCAAUCUAAUUUAAUCUAAUCUAAUCUAAUUUUUGUUAUUCGUAAUUCAGUAUCUUUAAAAGGCUGUUUAUGUACAUUUCUACUGUCCUACAAAGAAAAAAUAUUUAAACUUUAUUUAUAAAACAUGUUUUAUAUUUAUAUUAAUCUAAAUCUGCAAAAUAAUCUUACUAAAGCCUUGAAUUAAAGCCUUGCCCCUGCUUGCUGCAGGUAUCACUGCAACAGAAAGUAGGAAGGCGGCUGUUACUCUUUGUCUCUUUGUUUUGCUUAUUAAACUGUUGUUGUUCCAAGCUAAACCAUCAGCCUGCAGCUUUAACGUUAUCGUUAUUAAGUUAGUUCUUUUUUUUUUUCAUUUAUUUUUUGUUUUUGUUACAGACAUUUGUUGGUUCUUGUUUUGUUUUUGUUUUUAACUGUGAAUAAUGAAAAGAAAACACAAUACUUUCAGUGACGCUCUGAAUUAUGAUCAUUGGUGUUUAAAAAACUAAUUAUUUUACUUCUGUUUAUUUUAUGUUUAUUUCAUUAUUUUUGUUGUUAUUUAUUAAUUUGAAUUUUUCAAAAAAUUUUUUUUUUCUGGUCUUUGUUUUGCUUAUAAAAAUUGUUGCCAUUUAAAAUAUACUGUAUGUGAAAAGUGUAGCUGGAAGCUAAACCUUCAGCCUGCAGCUUAAAGGUUAUCACCAUUAUAUUAGUUCUUUUUUGUCAUUUAUUUAUUGUUAAGAGCAUUUGUUGGUUGUUAUUGUUUUUUUUUUUAACUGUGAAUAAUGAAAUGAGAACAUAAGAAAUAAAAAUAAUCACUGUGUGACAGGAUCAUGUAUGUUCAUGUAGUCCAUAUAUCAGCUUGUAGCAGCUUUCAGUGAAGCUCUGUGAAGUAGAAACCAGCCACGUACUCAGUUACUCUCUGUGUUUAAAGCAUGUAGAGCUGAAGCUGUUCAGGACUUUCAGGCUUGUUGUUGCUCAGUGUGGAGACUCUCAGUGAAGCAUUCAAACCGCACACUGUUCUCUACAUCAGCGGGAUGAUUUUCUGCCUUUAAAUUCACGCUGACUGUUGGAAACUUUUGGAUCUCUACUAGAACUUAAAGUGUGUUUGAAGAAAACCAUGGCACCCCAAAG
Molecule: messenger RNA, 3057 nt
Organism: Archocentrus centrarchus (flier cichlid)
Lineage: Eukaryota; Metazoa; Chordata; Actinopteri; Cichliformes; Cichlidae
Exons: 5
Coding region: 134-1009 (291 amino acids)
Biological process (GO): cellular response to lipopolysaccharide; immune response; cell surface receptor signaling pathway
Cellular component (GO): external side of plasma membrane
Source: RefSeq, a predicted model, not a curated record